ACUUGGGGAAUUGAGGAGUAGUGUUGCUCGGAGGUGCACGGAGUCUGAAUGUGUAAAUAGUAAAUAAUAUAAACUGGAAGAGGUGCGAUUAGGUGGAUAAGGGCACUCUUAGAUUAGUCAUGACGGAGCCAUCGCAGGAUCUCGUAUAAAGCAGGCGAGCCAGUGCCAAAGCGUGUCACACCGAAUCCAGAUUCGCGCGGAGGCUUGCGUGGACUUUGGCGAGUUCCGCUCCAGUGUUCGCAUUCUUGUCGCUCUGCUGGGGACUCGCUGUGACCUGGCUUGGGGUGGUCAGUGUGGCCAGAGGUCGGCCGUGCGCUGAGAAAGGAUAAAGAACGCCAGUUGACAGGAAGUGUCAUUAAGCUGUCAGGCGAGUGUCCGGAUGGUGUUGCAAAGGCCACGAUAGGGACAUAUAUUUUUCUCAGCGAUUGUGUGCAUUCCGCGAUCGCGGAGACCGUGUGUGUGCCAUUUUCGGGAGCGUGUUCUGGCGCGGAAGCGUUUCGUAAUCCGCCACACGAGAUAAAUCAGUGCAAGAGACCAGAAAUUCCAUCGCCGUUCUGUGUGUGUUCUGCGCGCAAGAAGUUUCGCAGCAUUCGCGAGAUCGCGGCCAAACGGCCGAGAGCGGCACAACUUGGCGCUGUGGAUGCUGUGAAUCACCGCGAGUCAUCCGGAAAGGCCCAAAUGGCCGCGUGAAGGCCGCAGGGCGAGAAAAGGAGCUGUGCCACGGUCAAUUUGUGUGUGUCUGUCGCACCCGGAAAGGCGGGCGACGAAUUCUACGGAGUCACGCAGCGAGAAAUUAGAAAUCAAGACACUCAACAUUGUGAUGAAUUGAAUCACACUUCUGGAUCUCUUGAGGUUCGAUGGGCAAACAAUGUAUCCGGGGAUUUAUGGACAAUGAUAAGUGAGAGAAUAUCAGAAGAUGGUUGUCUAUCAGCAGUACCGGACAGUGAGACUCGGCCUGGUGUUGGGAAUUGUGGUGCUCACCGUGUUUCUUUACAUUUCCUACUACACGAGCCCCAUUGAGCCGCUGUAUGCCAAGCAGCAGCACCAUUUGGCCUCGUCGGUGGCCGGCGAGACGCUGCCCCAGAACGCCGCGGCGCUCGUGAGCGGCGUGGGCUAUGACAAUUUCACCAGCGGUGCUGGAAAUAAGAGUUUGGACAAGAUCCCAGUGACUUCCGUGAGGAAUGAGAGCAAGAUUGAGGUCGCCGGACCGCCCUCGGCUGACGAUGCCAUGGACAGCGGAGUGGCACGGCAGCCGGCUGACCAGGACGCGCACCAGCCAUCAUCUUCAUCCUACUACUCCCCGCCGGUCGUGGCAACUGGUAGCCAAAAUAGUUUUAAGGACGGCGAGAGACAAGAAGCACGAAUGUCGGCGCCGCUGCUGAGGCUGACGGCUCCGGGAGUGUCAGCUGUUGAGAACACACCGCCAAAGACUUCCGCCUCCAGUGCUAAUGAAGUGAAAGUCAACAUGACUGUCUCGGUUCACGUUCACCUGGAUCCGGCGCAGGGCAUCCGGACGAGUGAGUUGUACGAGAGCGGCCAUUCGGAGCCGAAUCCAGAGCUGUGUCCGGCGAUGGGCGAGAGCAUUCGUCUGCUGAUUCUCGUGACGUCGGCGCCCACGCACUACGACGCACGAAUGGCCAUCAGACACACGUGGGGCCACUAUGGCAUGCGGCGUGACACGGCGGUGGCUUUCUUCCUGGGCGCCACCAGUGAUCCGGGCACGGAGGAGCAGCUGGCGUCGGAGAACGCACUGUUCGGCGACUUGAUUCAGGGGCGCUUCGUGGACAGCUACAACAAUCUCACGCUGAAGACAAUCUCGAUUCUGGAGUGGGUGGACACGUACUGUCCGCAGGCGGCCUUCGUCCUCAAGACUGACGAUGACAUGUUCAUCAACGUGCCGAAGUUGAUGCAGUUUAUGGACAAGCACAGCAAUGAGAGGCGCCACAUCUACGGACGCCUGGCGAAGAAGUGGAAGCCAAUUAGGAAUAAGAAGAGCAAGUACUACGUCUCACCCAAUCAAUAUCUGCCAAAAUACUUCCCGGACUUCACCACGGGUCCGGCGUAUCUCAUGACGGCCGACGUGAUACAUGAUUUGUAUGAGAAGUCACUGGGACAGACGUAUCUCAAGCUGGAGGAUGUCUUCACCACGGGCAUCGUGGCGCAGCUGGCGAAGGUGAAGCGUGUGCAUGUGACGGAGUUUCUCAAUCGCAGGAUUGCCUUCAAUGCGUGCAACAUCAAGAAGGCCAUCAGUGUGCACAUGGUGAAGGGGCAGGAGCAGUAUGAUCUGUGGAAGAAGCUCAUGGACACGAAUCUGAAGUGCAAAUAGCAGGAGGCGCCCGUCCAUGUGCGUCUGGAGAUCCAGCGAACGCCCAGGGCGGGUCUGUCUGUGCUGCCGGACGUGCGGGCGCCGGGUGGGGACAAAAUACUAGUCAGAAAGGUAAUUUUCAGAAGACAAUGAAGAGAUUCAGCCUCGCAUUUUCUUUGGAGAUCCACAUACUCUUUUUUUUCUCUUCCCCGCGCAUAUAAAAAUUCCACGUGUCUCUAGAGAGACGCAUGGUUAGGAAUCAAAUCAAAUAUAUUAUGGGGAAACCUCUGAGGAUCAACAGAGCCCAGCCGUGUGUGUGUUUGGGCGAUAAACAAUCAUUGUACAUAGUUUGUAAUUCCCGUGCCAAAAGACAUAUAUUCGUAUUUUACGUUGAUGGUUUUUCCUGGUGUGCUUCUCAUGCAACUUUAUUCAUAAAUAACUUGUCUGUAUAGGAGUUUUUUUUUUGCACAGAAAAUGAUUUUUCUCAAUUUUUCUGAGACACAAUUCUGCCUCGUCAGUUCCAUCGCCCACUGUCUUAUCCCGGCUGAAGGAAUGGGAGGAAUUUAUAUGACAUUGGGACAGGGAGAUUCUAUCUCAAGUUGCUAAUAAGACUUGAUUUGCCACACAUAAUGAGUAUUAAUGAGCCAAAACGGACAAGAUGGAUAUGAUGAUGGGUGAUAAAGCCGACGAAUAUUUCUAUGCUAUAAUAUAUCGUGUAUAAAAUAUAUUAAUGUGAGGAGAUGACGAAGCAAUUUGCGAAAAAAAAAUAAUCAAGUUAGAGGAAAAGAGCAGAGAGAUGAUCAGGAUUAAAUAUCAAAAAGGAGAAGAAGAAGAAGGAGAAAAACAGUGUAUUUUAUUUAGGAGAAAUUAUUGAUUUGUCUCUCAAUUGAUAAUAAAAUAAUAGGUAAAUAGUGAAAUCAGUGUGUAAAUUAUUCUUAAGAUUACGAGUUGGGUGGGAUUAAAUGGUGAGGGGCGAUUAAAUUUGUGCAGAUAUUUAAUCAUUGGUUAUGGGAUUUAUUUUAUUCUUGUUUUUUUUUUGUAUUCUAUUCUCUGUAUUAUUUUGUUGAUCAAGCGAGUCCAAAAUAGAGAAUCACAUUUCCGGUGAUGUGAGAAGUAUGAUUUUCCAUUUUUGACUUCAAGUAUUGUCACAAUUUAUUGUAUAACUUUGAAGUUAUAAAUAGUAUUUUGCAAAUGAACAAAUUUACUAGGUUUUUUUUUUGUCAAUUUCAGUCAAUGACUUUGCGUUCGGUGAGCAUGAGAAAUUUAUAUAGUGUGUAAAAUUUAGUGUUUAAGUAGCAGCUUAAAAAUCUUAAAGAAGCCCUGUUCUAAAUAGCAAUUUUCCCCUUUAGUAGAAAAAAAGGACAUUCUGCGUGACAAAGUAAAAUUAAGCGCGCGCGCGCAUUUCUGGGUGGGAAAUGUGGAGAAAAAGCCAUCUUUUCCCAGUGAUUGACUCGACAAUUUCCUGCGCGGAUCUGCUUUUCAUACAAUCUUCUCUUUAGUUGUCAUCAUUUUCUUAAAUCUGACACUAUCAAUGUCCUUUUCCUAUUUUUGGAUGAUAUAAAAAAAAAUCUCAAAGUGAAAGCAGAACACGACAUCUUAAGCAAGCAUUAAAUAACAACAAAAAAAGCGUUAGGAUUUUUCUUCAAUUAGGCUGUGAUCAUAUUCGAAGAGAAUUUUGUUCAUUGGAAGGAAAAAAAAAUAGAAAGAGAACGGAAAUGGAGGCGUCAGGCUUUCUCUAAAUCCGGAAUAUCCUCAAUUUGUAAAAUUGUAACGUUGUAAAUAGGAUGUAAGUUGAAAAAAAACAAACAAUGGAUGAUGUGUGAAGAAAUAAAACAGAUUCCCUAAAUAA
Molecule: messenger RNA, 4154 nt
Organism: Phlebotomus argentipes
Lineage: Eukaryota; Metazoa; Arthropoda; Insecta; Diptera; Psychodidae
Product: beta-1,3-galactosyltransferase 5-like
Exons: 5
Coding region: 917-2326 (469 amino acids)
Cellular component (GO): membrane
Molecular function (GO): hexosyltransferase activity
Source: RefSeq, a predicted model, not a curated record